Chrysochloris asiatica (Cape golden mole) is the source of this 3143-nucleotide messenger RNA. RefSeq names its product outer dense fiber of sperm tails 2 (gene ODF2). The record is from RefSeq and is a predicted model, not a curated record. Bases 455 to 2944 code for a protein of 829 amino acids. Gene Ontology annotation, cellular component: centrosome. The transcript is spliced from 21 exons. Gene Ontology annotation, biological process: regulation of cilium assembly. Lineage: Eukaryota; Metazoa; Chordata; Mammalia; Afrosoricida; Chrysochloridae.
UGGUGGGGCGGGGCAUCUCUGUGACGCCUAGGGUUGGGCCUAAAUGGCGAAACCCGUGCGGCUCACGGGGGGGUUUGAACUGGCCAAUGGGCGAGCUGCCGACGGGGUGUCGGAAAAGGAGGCGGAAGCGGGGAGGAGUCGCCGCUGGAGCUGGACUGCAUCCGCCGCGGCGUCUCCAUGGCACGACCCUGGCCUCCGACUUCAACGACUUCAUAAGGAGGCGUUUCUGGGCGCAGCCGUGUCGCUCCUGGACAGUUGCUGUGCGACUCAGAACAGUAGAGGAGCACCUCCCAAGUUUUCAUCCAACUUCCACUCCCAAAGCUUCCACCCUACUCCCCUCAAAGAGGACGUUUGAUGCCGGGCCCCUGAGAUUCUCAUUGACAAGCCCCUCUGGGUCCCCCUGAGCAGAGGCUGCUGACCCAAUUGCCCACCUUUGCGGCUUUGAUGCCUAGCCAUGUCUGCCUCAUCCUCAGGCGGCUCCCCCAGGUUUCCAUCGUGUGGGAAGAACGGAAUAACAAGUCUCACACAGAGAAAGGUCUUGAGAACACCUUGUGGAGCACCCAGUGUAACUGUGACGAAAUCUCAUAAGCGCGGAAUGAAAGGGGACACCGUGAAUGUGCGACGGAGUGUCCGGGUGAAAACCAAGGUACCUUGGAUGCCCCCUGGAAAAUCAUCUGCCCGGCAUGUGGGAUGCAAGUGGGAGAAUCCACCUCAUUGCUUGGAGAUCACACCACCAUCUUCUGAAAAAUUGGUCUCAGUGAUGCGGCUAAGUGACCUCUCUACAGAAGAUGACGACUCAGGUCACUGUAAAAUGAACCGUUAUGAUAAGAAAAUUGACAGUUUAAUGAAUGCGGUUGGUUGUCUCAAAUCUGAGGUCAAGAUGCAGAAGGGUGAGCGCCAGAUGGCCAAGAGGUUCCUUGAAGAGCGGAAGGAGGAGCUAGAGGAGGUGGCCCAUGAACUGGCAGAGACUGAGCAUGAGAACACGGUCCUCAGGCACAACAUUGAGCGCAUCAAGGAGGAGAAGGACUUCACCAUGCUUCAGAAGAAACACCUCCAGCAGGAGAAGGAGUGCCUCAUGUCCAAGCUGGUGGAGGCUGAAAUGGAUGGAGCUGCUGCCGCUAAACAAGUCAUGGCAUUGAAGGACACCAUCGGGAAGUUGAAAACGGAGAAACAAAUGACCUGCACGGACAUCAACACCUUGACGAGGCAGAAGGAACUUCUCCUGCAGAAGCUGAGCACAUUUGAGGAGACCAACCGCACCCUCCGAGACCUGCUAAAGGAACAGCAUAACAAAGAGGAUUCUGAAAGGCUAAUGGAGCAACAAGGAACCCUGCUAAAACGACUGGCAGAGGCUGACUCCGAGAAAGCGCGCCUGCUGUUACUACUGCAAGACAAGGACAAGGAAGUAGAAGAGCUGCUUCAGGAAAUUCAAUGUGAGAAGGCUCAAGCGAAGACAGCGUCUGAGCUUUCUAAGUCCAUGGAGUCUAUGCGUGGACAUCUACAGGCUCAGCUUCGCUGCAAAGAGGCUGAGAACAGUCGCUUAUGCAUGCAGAUCAAGAAUCUGGAGCGCAGUGGGAACCAGCAUAAGGCAGAAGUGGAGGCCAUCAUGGAGCAGCUUAAGGAACUGAAGCAGAAGGGAGACCGAGACAAAGAGACCUUGAAGAAGGCCAUUCGAACUCAAAAGGAGCGAGCCGAGAAGAGUGAGGAGUAUGCCGAGCACCUGCAUGUGCAACUUGCAGACAAGGAUCUUUAUGUUGCUGAAGCUUUGUCCACUCUGGAAUCAUGGCGGAGUCGCUACAACCAAGUUGUGAAAGACAAAGGAGACCUUGAGCUGGAAAUUAUCGUCUUGAAUGACCGAGUGACAGAUCUGGUAAACCAACAACAAACCUUGGAGGAGAAAAUGCGUGAAGACCGGGACAGCCUGGUGGAGAGAUUACACCGUCAGACGGCUGAAUAUUCUGCAUUCAAGCUGGAGAACGAGAGGCUGAAGGCCAGCUUCACCCCGAUGGAGGACAAACUCAAUCAGGCGCACCUUGAGGUCCAACAGCUGAAGGCAUCAGUUAAGAAUUAUGAGGGGAUGAUUGACAACUAUAAGAGUCAGGUAAUGAAGACCAGAUUAGAGGCUGAUGAAGUGGCUGCCCAGCUGGAACGCUGUGACAAAGAGAACAAGAUCCUUAAGGAUGAGAUGAACAAAGAGAUUGAAGCGGCUCGUCGGCAGUUCCAGUCCCAGCUGGCUGACCUACAGCAGCUGCCUGACAUCCUCAAGAUCACAGAGGCUAAGCUAGCUGAAUGCCAGGACCAACUGCAGGGCUAUGAGAGGAAGAAUGUUGACCUCACAGCCAUCAUAUCAGACCUGCGCAGCCGGAUCGAACACCAGGGGGACAAGCUGGAGAUGGCGAGAGAGAAACAUCAGGCUUCCCAGAAGCAAAAUAAACAGCUGAGUCUGAAGGUGGAUGAACUGGAGAGGAAACUGGAGGCGACCAGUGCCCAGAACAUAGAGUUCCUACAGGUGAUUGCCAAGAGGGAGGAGGCCAUCCAUCAGUCCCAACUGCGGCUGGAAGAGAAAACCCGAGAGUGUGGGACCUUGGCAAGGCAAUUGGAGAGCGCUAUUGAAGAUGCUAGAAGGCAGGUGGAGCAAACCAAGGAGCAUGCAGUCUCCAAGGAGCGAGCAGCCCAGAAUAAAAUCCUGGAUCUUGAGACCCAGCUAAGCAGGACCAAAACAGAACUCAGUCAGCUGCGGCGGAGCCGUGAUGAUUCAGACCGUCGCUACCAGAGCCGGCUGCAAGACCUGAAAGAUCGCUUGGAGCAGUCAGAGAGUACCAAUCGAAGCAUGCAGAACUAUGUCCAGUUCCUCAAGUCAUCGUACGCCAACGUGUUUGGCGAUGGUCCCUACAGUACCUGCCUGACCAGUUCUCCCAUCCGAUCCAGAUCUCCUCCUGCCUGAGGCCAGGAGUCCUGAUUGUUAUCAUGGAAACUAUGGAGUUGCCAAGCCACACCUGGAAAACCUGUUGGUUUUCCACUGUCUUCGGGUGAUGAAAUGUGGUUAGGGAAUUGUCCUUAGCUACUGGCUCCAGAAAAGCCCCUAACGUAGCAUGGGGAUGAAGUGGUUCUUCAUGAUACCACUUGGUUCUCUUCUCCCUGAU